AUGUCAAUCAACUCGAAGUCCGGCGAGGGCCCAGCUAAGGAUAUGACCCAAUCAAUCGCGUCUGAUCGUGUCCAAGAUGAGGUCCUAGAAUUGACCAAGGCGCAGUCAAAGCGAUUGCUUCUCAAGACAGAUCUGGUGGUUAUGCCGCUCGCUGUCUUGAGCAUGACACUCGCCUUUUUAGACAAAAACGCGUUGGGAUAUGCCGCCAUUUUCGGUAUCAAAGAAGAUGCCCACCUCAAGCCCCAAGAGUACAGCUGGCUCAGUAGCAUCUUCUACUUCGGUUACCUCGCCAUGGAGUUCCCCAACCUAUGGUUAAUGACCAAGAUUCCUAUCGGUAAAUAUGUCGGUGGCUGCCUCACGCUAUGGGGUGUAGCACUAUGCUUCAUGGCCCUGUGCCAUAAUUUCGCGGGGCUAGCGACUAUCAGAUUUCUUCUGGGUGUCUUCGAAGCCGCUGUGUUGCCUUGCAUGAUGAUCAUUAACUCGAUGUGGUAUCUGAGAAAUGAGCAGCCGCUUCGAACUGCGUUCUGGUAUAAUACUUUCGCUGGUGUGUUUGGAGGUAUUCUGUCUUAUGCGAUUGGACAGAUUAAUGGAUCGCUAUCCACUUGGAAGUACAUCUUCCUCAUCUAUGGAUCUUGCACCAUCCUCGCUGGAGCUCUUGUCUUCUUCGGUCUUCCCGAUACUCCCUCGAAGGCAUGGUUCUUUACCGAAGAAGAAAAGAAGCUUGCGAUGAUUCGCCUCGCACCUAAUCAGACCGGUAUCGAAUCAAAGAAGAAAUUCCAAACUACUCAGAUCUUGGAGGCUCUCCGUGACCCCAAGUGUUACUGCAUCUGGCUUGGCGUCUUUGGCUACGCCCUUGCCAACGCCGGUAUCACAAACUUUAACCCUCUCAUCAUUGCUGGCUAUGGCUUCAGCAAGACCAAGACCGUUCUCAUGGCUACUCCCCAAGCAGCAGUCGCGAUGAUCAGUCAGGCUAUUCUCACGACUAUCGCGUUCUUCAUUCCUAACCUACGAUGCAUCUUCUGGAUCUUUGGUGCGCUUAUGGGUCUAGUUGGAGCCGUCAUGGUGCAUUCUCUUGAUGUUGCCACCCAGCGCGACGCGUCUUUGGCGGGCGUUUACCUGAUGGGCUUCUACAAUGUUCCAUGGGUCUUCCUGCUCAGUCUGUCAUCCUCUAACACCGCUGGUGCGACAAAGAAGAGUUUCAUGGGUAUUUCCAUCGCGAUUGUCUACGCUGUUGGCAAUAUCGUCGGUCCUCAAUUCUUCCUUGACAGACAAGCACCUACGUAUGCCCUUGGCAUCGGCUCUAUGCUUUGCGCAUUCGCUUUGAUGGCCGCCACUGGUCUGGCCUACUAUGUCCUUUGUGCUGUGGAGAACAAGAAGCGCGAUAAGCAAUACGGCAAGACUCAUGAUGACACCGAUGCCGGGUUGGAGGCAGAGAGAAGCGAUAAGACGGACUGGCAGAAUCCCAACUUCCGCUAUACGUACUAG
Fusarium oxysporum Fo47 is the source of this 1485-nucleotide messenger RNA. RefSeq names its product major facilitator superfamily domain-containing protein. Gene Ontology annotation, cellular component: membrane. Gene Ontology annotation, biological process: transmembrane transport. NCBI's taxonomy places the organism in Eukaryota, Fungi, Ascomycota, Sordariomycetes, Hypocreales, Nectriaceae. The coding region runs from base 1 to 1485 and encodes 494 amino acids. The record is from RefSeq and is a predicted model, not a curated record. The transcript is spliced from 5 exons. Gene Ontology annotation, molecular function: transmembrane transporter activity.